CAACUCUACCCUCCUUGACCGCAGGUUCCAGCUCAAUCUCUGUGGCGCAUGCGCGUGCUGCACUUGCUCGCUCCGCCCCUGCUUCCACAUCGCAGUGACGCCCCUUCCGCCAAAGUUGUGCAGCCUUCUUGCGGCGCCUGCGCACUGUCGCAUUACGGCGGAACUAAUCCGGCGACCUUGAGCUUAGACACAUUUAGUGCCAGGAAGGGAAAAGGGGGACCACAGAAUGCGUCACACACCCGGAAGCGGAGAUCCGGAAGUGGGGUUGGACAGGUUAUCCCCAGGGGUGGGGCAGCGGAGGCCCAGGAAGAGGGGGAAAAAAGAAGGUGGAGGAUCCUGGCUACUAAUCUGAAUCCGAUACCGAUUGUCUUAGACCUCAGAGACACAGAAAAGACAGAAGGGUGCCUCAUCCCCCUUCCUCCCCUCCUCCCUCUCUUCAGCCUUAGCCAUGGCGGAGGCAGGGGCCGGGCUGAGUGAGACCGUCACUGAGACAACGGUUACCGUGACAACCGAGCCCGAGAACCGGAGCCUAACCAUCAAACUUCGGAAACGGAAGCCAGAGAAAAAGGUGGAAUGGACGAGUGACACUGUGGACAACGAACACAUGGGCCGCCGCUCAUCAAAAUGCUGCUGUAUUUAUGAGAAACCUCGGGCCUUUGGCGAGAGCUCCACGGAGAGUGACGAGGAGGAAGAGGAGGGCUGUGGUCAUACACACUGUGUACGGGGCCACCGCAAAGGACGGCGUCAUUCAACCCCGGGACCAAGCCCCACCACCCCUCCCCAGCCUCCUGACCCCUCCCAGCCCCCUCCAGGGCCAAUGCAGCACUAAAUUCCUCUCUGCCCCACCAUUCCUGUGUCUGUCUGGCCCUGAAUGUAUUCAUGUGGCUACUCGGGGUAGUAUGGUCCCUUCUCCAGCCCCCUCCUCCCCUCUCCUCUGCCUGAUAGAGGGAAGAGGGGGAGGAGGGUGGACAGAGAUCCUGGAAUUCUGACUUGCUGCUAUUCCAGAACCCAGGCUUCUGGGUUCCCCCAGCCCUCAUUUCUGCCUCCUCUCUUCAGGGAUCCAGGCAUCUUGGUCCCAGUCUUUUCCCUUUGUUCUCACUGCCAAACUACCUGUCCUGUGAUCUAAUUAUCUUGGCCCCUUGCACUCUCUACUUGAGUUCCAAACAGUUAAAUUGGGUUUCCAACAGCCCCAGCUUUCACUGCCAGGGUCCUAGUCAGAUUCCAGGCAAUCUUGCCCCAGCUAUGCUUGUUAAUCCUGGCUUAGAGCUUUUCCACUAAUGUAUUUAUGUCAUCCUAACUCUUAGUCCUUGCCUGUGGGAUGUGAGGUCUUAUGUGAGACCUCAGGGCUCCUAGCCCUUUCCCUCCUCUCCUGCCCACUCCCGUCAUGCCCUUAAGAGGAGUUAGGAGAGAGAGAGGUCUUUGUCAUUCUCACCUUGGGAGAAUGGGAAAUGGAAAAAGAAAUAGUCAUGUCUUCUCCCCUCACCAUUCUCGUGUGACUUAGGGUUUCUGACAAAGCUGGCUUCAAGACUGGUCACUUAGAGCCAACUAUCUCCUCAGCCUUUGGUCUUCCAGCUUAGGAGACAGAUCCAACACGGUCCCAGGGACCUGCGUCCCUGGGAGAGGAAGGAACAGGGAGGGAGCAAAGAGAUGUACUCUCACCCCUUCCUUCCUAGGCUUUGAUGUCUCUGCCAGCCCAGAUGUCCUGGCCUUCCCCACCCCUUACUGGGAUCUAGAUAUCAUUUUCCAGGCCUCUUGCCAUGCACAGUUGCAGAGAUCAGUCAAAUCCAUACCACCACUGAGAUCUCAUUUAUUGCCACAGAUGCACAAAAUAAAUAACCCAACAUCACAAAAUGUGUUAAA
Messenger RNA from Orcinus orca (killer whale), 1860 nucleotides. It is a transcript of the gene PPP1R11, whose product is annotated as protein phosphatase 1 regulatory inhibitor subunit 11. Gene Ontology annotation, molecular function: protein serine/threonine phosphatase inhibitor activity; protein phosphatase 1 binding. The record is from RefSeq and is a predicted model, not a curated record. Bases 449 to 829 code for a protein of 126 amino acids. Gene Ontology annotation, cellular component: nucleus. Lineage: Eukaryota; Metazoa; Chordata; Mammalia; Artiodactyla; Delphinidae. The transcript is spliced from 3 exons.